Messenger RNA from Dermacentor silvarum, 1467 nucleotides. Its product is annotated as glutamate receptor ionotropic, NMDA 2A-like. The record is from RefSeq and is a predicted model, not a curated record. Gene Ontology annotation, cellular component: membrane. NCBI's taxonomy places the organism in Eukaryota, Metazoa, Arthropoda, Arachnida, Ixodida, Ixodidae. Gene Ontology annotation, molecular function: ligand-gated monoatomic ion channel activity. Bases 153 to 1244 code for a protein of 363 amino acids. The transcript has 5 exons.
ACGUUUCACUAUGCCGAGCCACAAGUGGCACAGGUGGUUUCCAGAACUCCAUAUUAGAUCGCGAUGUCACCAAUAAGUAACUUUCGUGGGAUGCCGUUUUCGAUUUACCAUGUAUAUGUCACCUAUUCAUCUUCUACUAGGGCAUCGACAUCAUGCUCGGACCGAUGGCACCCACAACAGGAAGAGCGGAGGCUGCCGAUUUCUCAUCUCCUUACGACGUGAAUUACGUCAGCCUUAUGACUUGGAAGCCGGUGAAGUUCGUCGACCCUUUCAACUUCGUCUUGUCUUUCGAUCUGAACGUCUGGCUGAGUAUUUUCUUCUCCUGGCUCCUUCUAGCUUUCUUCACAGCCAAGAUGGACAUCAUUUCGGGCACCUUGUUUCGAUACAAGAGCAGGUCAUUUCCCGAGUACUUCUGGAUCUACUUUAAGCUGCUUUUUCCCAACAGUUAUCCUAGCAACAAGGCAUCUUGGUUUCGGCUCCUGGUCGGAAUAUGGCUCAUUUCUCUAGUAGUCAUCAUGGGCCUCCUCAACUGCACGCUCACUUCUACGAUGCUUGUGAGGAAGACAACGGACUACGUGGACAGCUUUGAAGACUUGGUGCGCUUUCCCAAGGUCAAGAUCGCCACAGAGAAGCUGACUUACUUUUCGAGGCUCCUGAAGGAUCCCGUGGGAGAAACCUUCAGCAAACUGAGCAGCCGACACCAGCAAGUUGUAGGUAUCUACCAGGCCGGUCCGGUGCUUGAGUCAGUAAUGGACGAUGUUCUAAAGAAGAAACGGGUGAUGAUUGGCACGGACGUCAUGCUCAAGUCUCACAUCGCCGACCAUUUCGUGAAAACUGGGACGUGUCGGCACCACGUGACCAAGGGAAUAGGCGGAACCAUGAACAUUGUGAUGCUCCUCCGGAAGACAUUACCUAAGGAAUUCAAGAGGAAACUUGACAGAUUCAUCACGCACGUGAACGAGUGUCACGCCUACCACAAGGAGAUGGAAUGGCGCCUCCGCAACUACACCAUGUGCCAGAACGAAAAGGAUGACGGCAUCAAGCCUCUCGUCAUGGUCGACCUUCAGGGCGGAUUCCUUUUGCUUGGGGUGGGACUCGGCGCCAGCCUGCUGGCGCUGGUCGCCGAGUGGGUGACCAGGUACCAAACCUGGUUUACGAGGGUGACCAGGUUGACGAGAAUGACCAGGUGUCGAACAAAACGGCACAUGACUCUCAGAAAUGCCUCAGUGUUAAAGGAACAUUGAGGAAACAUAUUAAGCUGUAUUGUCAGACAUAUUAAAUGACGAAUAGGUCAAUGUCACCAGAACCAAUGCAAAUAAACGAGACGGUGCGACAUCAACUUGCAUUUCCCGCGCCAGCUCAUCGUGAUGUGAAAUAUUUCGGCAUUCAGUGUCUGCUCGGCGCAAGAAAUUACAUUAUUCUUCAUUCUGGAGUUUCACGUGCCAAAACAAGUUUUGAUUAUGAGGC